Messenger RNA from Protopolystoma xenopodis, 945 nucleotides. The record is from the annotation of a GenBank genome assembly. NCBI's taxonomy places the organism in Eukaryota, Metazoa, Platyhelminthes, Monogenea, Polystomatidea, Polystomatidae.
AUGUUGGAAAUUUCACUUUCGCGUCGAGAAGCGCCAUCCGAUCCAAGAGAGUCGUUAAGGGGGAGUGCUGAGUCGGAGGCGAAUGUGGAUCCUAGAGGUGUCCUUGUGGAUGCUAGGCCUGAGCCCGGCCAGGAGCUCGGCCUCAAAUUUGAUACCAAAAUGGAGUCGGUUCUGUGGAAUCGGGCCGAGGAGAGUCGACAGCGCUUGGCCUACUGGCGUCAAUGGCAAGCAUCAACGCGGCGCAGCAAAUCCGUUGAGCCCAGAAUGGCCAAACGACAAGGUGGUGAAGGGCUGUCCUAUUUACAAGUGAACGAUGCCAUCGGUCACAUGAGGCUCUCCGGACAUGCGUCGGCUCUAGCAUCGGGCUCCAUCUCGACGAUGAGUUUUCCGGGCUGGGCGAUGAGUGCAACCAGUCUCGCCAACAGCGGCUCAGCUUUAGAGCCUUGGCGAGACCCGGGGACCAAGCCUGAACUGCGGCUGAUGGGCGGAGGCAUUGAGGGAGAAAUGUUUGAGGCUCAGUCUGAUUGGCAGGGAAAGCCGAUUGAGGCCAUAGACGCAAAAACACGGGCCGGAUACUUGGCAUCCCAACCUACAUUGAGCCAGCACAUACCAGUGGAGGAGGGUGGCAGCCAAGAAGAGACCUGCAAAGAAACGAAAAAGGUGAACAGGACAAGCUCUUGUCUGACUUCAGAUAAUGUAAACCCCUCAUCUUCAUUUGCCAGUGUUGUCAUGACUUCCUCCAUUAUCGGGCUGAUGACUGGAUACAUUUUAAGGCGUUCCACUGGCGUGGCAGCUACAAAUUACUUAAUCGACAAGGGAGGUGACAACGCCGGCGAAAUUCCUGGGGAUAUUACAGUUAUCGGUUCUUUUACUUAUAAGGAAAUCGGCAGCAGUGGCAGAGAACGCUGUACUGAAAACAUAAGGUCGAACCCAGUCACUACAUAG